Molecule: messenger RNA, 3749 nt
Organism: Oreochromis niloticus (Nile tilapia)
Lineage: Eukaryota; Metazoa; Chordata; Actinopteri; Cichliformes; Cichlidae
Gene: chrm4b
Product: cholinergic receptor, muscarinic 4b
Exons: 3
Coding region: 1005-2447 (480 amino acids)
Biological process (GO): G protein-coupled receptor signaling pathway, coupled to cyclic nucleotide second messenger; chemical synaptic transmission; adenylate cyclase-inhibiting G protein-coupled acetylcholine receptor signaling pathway
Cellular component (GO): synapse; dendrite; plasma membrane
Molecular function (GO): G protein-coupled serotonin receptor activity; G protein-coupled acetylcholine receptor activity
Source: RefSeq, a predicted model, not a curated record
CACACACAUUCUUACUUACAUACAGAAGUUCACACAUAUACAUACAAUGCCUUAGAACCAUGUGGGCGUUGCUUUGCUGUGUUUUGUGCGAACUGUCUCUCAAUAAAAGGCAGCGAGAGGAGGCCAUCGUCGGGGUCAUUCAUGAUGAGCUAAGAUACCGACGAGGCCUCCCUUGCGCAAGUAAACGAUCGAACGCUGUUGCCUUGUUUUCCUUUCACAGGAAGAAGUCCUGGAUACAGCGGGGUCUGAGUUUAGACCCAACAUGUACAUUAGUUGCAUCUUUUGUGUUCAUCAUGUGAAAAGGUUUUUGAGGCGAAGAACCACAAGCAACAUAACUUGCCUGUUUUGGAAAUAUUGUUUAACAUUUAUUGCUCCAAUGUGUACGACUAUGUUAUUGUGUGUGUGUGUUAUUGAGGCCUUGUGUGUGAUGUCUGGUUUUUCAGCAGAGUGAAUGGUUUUGAGUGUAGAGCUUCAUUUCAACCUGACAACACGAUGUUUGGGAAAUUGGGUGAGACGUUAUGGAUUUGUGUUUACUGUUUGGGGAAUACGAGGCAUAGUUUCAAGGAAUGUGUUAAAGCACUCGAGGAAAACUGUAAUAAGGCUGAUCUGAGCACAACAGCUGAGCGACGCUGAACUCCUUAUUAGUGUUUAAAAUGAUAUCGUUUUGAAGCGGAGGAGGAAACGCGGCUUGUUGUCCACUUUAAUGAGCUCUGCAUAAAUAUUUGGAGGCUGGCUGAGAGUCCGCGCUGCUGCUCGGAGGGUCGAGGAACUCGGAUGGCAGAUCUGUGACUGCACUGCAGCACAUUUGUGUCAGAACUGAGGUUAAUCAGAUAACAUAGAGGAAAAGAGAUGAUAUUAGGACUGUAAAUAAGCACUCUGAUAGUGCUGGAGGUUUCCGUUUGCUUCUCUGUGCCUGCUGCAGUGUCUUCACUAACGGUAAUGCUGGGAGGAAGAUGAAGUUAAAACCCAUGUGGUGGUAACUGAAGCUGGGCUCAUCUUCUCUAAUGUGUCAUUACAUCCCACAUCUGAUGACGUCAGGAUGGAGGCUGCAUGUAAACUGCUGUGGAUGGACUGAUGGACGGGCGGACAGCGGCGAGUUGAGCAGCUCCAACAUCCCCGGAAACAUGGAACCGACGCCUACUUUGCUCCGCCUCUCCGUCAACACCUCCCGUGUGCCUUCGCUCUCACCAUCAUAUCCAUACAGCACCGCUCAGCUGGUCCUCGUUGCCAUGGUUACCACCUCCCUCAGCAUCCUCACCGUUCUCGGCAACACUUUGGUGAUCCUGUCCAUCAAAGUGAACCGUCACCUGCAGAUGGUCAACAACUACUUCCUGCUGAGCCUGGCGGUGGCCGACCUGAUCAUCGGCCUGUUCUCCAUGAACGUGUACACGCUGUAUAAGCUGCAGGGCCGCUGGCUGCUGGGCCCCGUGCUAUGUGACACGUGGCUCGUCCUUGACUACGUGGUGAGCAGCGCCUCGAUCAUGAACCUGCUGCUCAUCAGUCUGGAUCGAUACUUCUGCCUGACGCGACCGCUCAGCUACCCAGUGCGGCGAACGGGCAGGAUGGCGUGCCUGAUGAUUGCUGCCGCUUGGCUGCUUUCUUUCAUCCUCUGGGCCCCCGCCAUCCUGUCCUGGCAGACAGAUAAGGGCGGGCGCGUCGUCCCUGACGAUCAGUGUUACAUCCGUCUACUUGUUAGCCCUGCUGUUACUAUGGGGACGACUCUUCCCUCCUUUUACCUGCCAGCAAUCAUCGUGAUCGGCCUGUACAGCCGCCUGUCAGUCGCCAGCUACGGCCGAAUGAGUGUGCUCAUGCCAAACCAGGGUGCUCUCAGGGCUUCCAGUCCCUCCUUAAAAGACUUCCUGCUGAGGCGGCGAGGCGUAGGGACCAGUGACCCCUGCUCAGACCUGACCCCGAACCAGCUCCAGUCCUGCACGCCAAAGACCAGAAGGAAGAAGAAGACGUGCAGAAGUCCAGAUGAUACAGGGCAGGCAGAGAGUCGCUGGAGACACUGGGUGGCUUGUUUGUCUCCUCAGAAGCAUCCCUCUCAAACGGCUGUCAAACCCACUGGAGACGAAGACCACAACAAGACUGAAUCUGAAGACUCAUCCAACGCUGACCUCCACAGGGCGGCCUCGGCAGUCUUCUCCUCCUGCCCCGACAUCAGCUCACAUGAGAGGAGGCGGCAGCGAGUGAUGGCGAGGGAGAGGAGGGUCACGAGGACCAUCCUGGCCAUCAUCCUGGUAUUCAUCCUCACCUGGACGCCGUACAAUGUUAUGGCCGUUGUUGCUGCCUUCUGCCAUUGCCGCAUCCCUGACGCCCUGUGGACCACAGGAUACUGGCUGUGCUACGUGAACAGCACUGUCAACCCUGGCUGUUAUGCCCUGUGCAACAUCACCUUCAGAAAAACCUUCUGCAGCCUCCUGCGCUGCCGCUGCAGGCGGCUAUAACAGCACUGGUGUUUUGUUUUCGGCUGCUGGCUUUUUGCUUUUUUUUUCAUGGAGUUUGGUCCUAUCACAGGUUUCCAUCUAAAUGUAGAAGAAGUUUUAAGACGGGCAAAAACAAAUGCAAACAAAAGGUUGUUUCCAUCCCUGCAGCUCAUUGGUUGGUCUGAUAAACAGCCGGUGGUGCAAAAUGUCCUUAAAUCACAGCAGAUAAUACCAUCAUGUCUCCAUUUCCAGCUCAGAUUACAUGGCCUCCUAUCACAUUUUGGGCUGUAAAUGUUUGAUGUUUAUGUAGUUAAUUAAUCCAUCUACUUCCUGCUGCUUCUCUAUGCUGUGUUUAAUGAGCAGUGACUGAUGUAACAGGGCAUAAAUGCUGUCAAGGCUGCAGCUACUGUUCAUUUUUAUUAUUAAGAAAGUGUUUGGUAGAUGCAGCACAAUAAAGGAAAUAAAACUGUGUCAUUACUGAUAUAAAAUCCGUUUAAGGCUGUAAACCUGCUUAUUUCUGGUAGAAAGUUUUAACAUGACUCUGCUGGAGCCUCUAGUGGACAUUAGAGCAACUGCAGGUUUGAUGAUUUCUACUUUGGCUGCCUUAGAGGUUGCUUAAUGGAGACCAGAAACAGAGUUAAAAGAGAUAACACCGAGCAGGUGGAUUUUUGUGUUUUUAGUUGAAACUGUAAAGGACCGAUAAUAGAACCCUGAGGAACACCUCGAGCACUUACCGACACUUUAAAUGUGGAGAAGUCGAUCCGUCUGCUUAAAGAGUCGGGUCACUGAGCUCCUGUAGUGGACGAAGCUUGUGAUUUGUUCCUCCAAACUGAACCCUGUUCAUGAAUAUGCACAAACCUUUUAUCAUCAUUAUUAUUAUUAUGACAGCCAUCGUGUCUGUGCACCAGAAAUCACACCAGACUCUUCACCAAAGCAAUGUACAGUCUUUAUUUUGCUUAUUUGUACAGUUUCAUCCUGCAGCAACAAUAAUCUAUAGUUUAAAAAAUAGAUUUCAUAGAGAAUAUUCUCAGAUUCUUUAAAACUAAACUCGCCUACAAACAAACUUGUGACGAUCCCGUGAGGACCAGCGUCCAGUUUAGUCUGAAUUCACGGGUGGCUACCGUACAAGCUUUAGGACUAUCUGAGUGUAACGGUUAACAAACUAUCAGCUACGAGGAUUAUUCUCAUCAUCUAGCGGGACAGUGUCGGAAAAGCUUUAAUCCAGAAAAACAUCAAAUCAGAAACCAGAAAAACAAGAAUCAAAAGCAAGGAGAGGCGGUCGGUGUGUUUUGGAGGAGUCUCUCGUUUUGUGUGUUCAAAGAA